GUCUCAACACCAGCACUUUGCUGCAACACUCUGUUGUUAUUUCAGUUAGGAGUCAUUAGUGGCAUCAACAUAUUCGCAAUGACUCCUUUCCCUCUAUCCACGACUAAUGUGCCGGACUCUCUCAGACCCUUCUCUCCCGAUACACUCCCGGCAUUAUGGAACUCUAAAUAUACUAUCUCGCUGCGAACGAACCUCGAUGUCCGGGGCAAGAGUUCUUCGCUCUGGGUAUCCAUAAAUGUUGAAGAAGGAAGUUUAGCCUCUCUAUGGAAUAAGGCCAGGUCGGUCAGCGGCAUCAAUGAGCACCGAUCGAAGUGCAACAAAACUCGAAAUUGUCGGUCAAAAAUUCCGUGGGCCGAAGGACAACUCCGCAGUAUGAAGUCAUCGCGAUGUCUUAGAAUAAGGUACGAAUGAUACAGAGGUUCGACUGCUCGAUACGGUACUCAAUAUAG
Molecule: messenger RNA, 449 nt
Organism: Mollisia scopiformis
Lineage: Eukaryota; Fungi; Ascomycota; Leotiomycetes; Helotiales; Mollisiaceae
Exons: 3
Coding region: 79-411 (110 amino acids)
Source: RefSeq, a predicted model, not a curated record